Serpula lacrymans var. lacrymans S7.9 is the source of this 749-nucleotide messenger RNA. RefSeq lists its product as uncharacterized. NCBI's taxonomy places the organism in Eukaryota, Fungi, Basidiomycota, Agaricomycetes, Boletales, Serpulaceae. The coding region runs from base 94 to 603 and encodes 169 amino acids. The transcript is spliced from 3 exons. The record is from RefSeq and is a predicted model, not a curated record.
GGCCUAAAGCUAGCCUCUUUAUAAGUGCAAGGAAUAGUACCACCAUUGUGAUAUACCCACCUAUAAUAUAACACUCGAUCUCACAAUUGAAUUAUGUCGACUUCGCAUUCUGACGUUCAUCCUUCCGCCAUUGGCUCAAAUGUUCAGCCCACGACCGCACCAAAUGAAACAGGUGCAGCACCAAACCAAGCGUAUGAAGGGUACCCAGAGCAGCGACAUGCAGGGGCUUUAGGCAUUGGGCCCAACUACGGUGAUCAAGUCCGCGUUGGUGAAAAAAUAACUGGAUUGAAAGAAGAGGCAAAAGGAAAGCUCACGAACAACUCCGACCUUGUUGAGCGUGGUCGUAAACGCAGAACUGGUGAAUUAAAGAGCCAGGAGAAGGAAGCAAAGGAUGAGGAUCCAUUCACUACACCAGAAGAAAAGGAAGAACAACGUCAAGCUACGCAGGGGAGUACGGAAUCCGGAGGUCACAGUAGCAGCUUGAAAGAGAAAGGUGAAAAGGAGCAGGCAGCGACGAUUUCUCCAGAAGGAACUGAACAGGCCCAACAUCAGCGGGAGGGAGGAAAUACUGAAAACAUGAAAUAUAUGUCAGGAAAGUCUUAAGCAAAGCGUGUAUUUGAGCAACCCAAGUUUGUUGUAUCAUGAUAUUUUACAUCACUUAACUCUUAUUAUGAUAUAUCUUGUUUCUGAUCGUGAUAACACAAAGUGAAUCAGAGCAUUCCACGCAAUAUCUAGUAUUUGUUACAAUC